AUGUGUGACAAACGUCGCAGCACCCUAUUUUCUUUUGGAAAUGUUAAAAAAGUUAAAGGUAGGCAAAUCAUUCAGUUUACCUGUAAAUAUAAAUUUGUAAAGCAGUCGUUUAGAAUAGUUUUCAUCUUCAAUACUCAUGAUUUAUAUUUUAACCAACAUGUUUUCGAUAUUUGUGCUGGUGUUUUUGAGUUACUUUAGGCUUUUACACAGUCUAUUCUGUGUUCUUUUUCUACAAAAUAAAUAAAUUGAUACUUUUAUGUGUUCUAUCAUCGCAUGCAGCUAAGGAUGAACGGUUGCAGAUAAAACAUUGUCUUUUCUUAUGACAAAGUUCAAUGUUUUACUGAGAAACUGCAAUGUUUGUGAUGAUCAUUUGAUGGUUUCAAUUCGCUCAGCUAAUCAGCUUGGAGCUGGUUGAACGUGAUUGUCUCAUCUAAUUAAAACCUGUCAAGUGCUCUUGACAAACUUUGAAGAUUCUCACGCGAAAAUGCAAUGUUUUUAUGAGCGACUGUUUAUCCUUAGUUGCAAGCGACGGCACUGCUUAUUUGCGCUUCGCUAUUUUGGUUUCAUAGAAACUCUUUUAAGUUUUAAAAGUGUCUUAUACUGUACUGUCUUAGUAACUUACACUUAAAAUAACUAUUCACCAGCAAACGAAACCUCAGAACCAGAGGAAAAUGUAACUCAAGAUGAAACUGAAGAACAGUCACCAAAUGCUAUUUCCCAGUCGUUAUCUUCCCAGAUUCCUCUUCAGAAAGAACCUCGUGUUAUCCACGCUAAUCCAGCUGCGCAACCGGUGAAAACCAUUAAGUCAAACCCAGUUCCAAAGGACGAAGUGAAGUCGCUCCUAAAUUCGUCAUUUCGUAGUAAGGAAAGUUUGCAUAGCUUCUACUGCUGUGCAGACAAAAACUGCACAAACAUAAGUAAAGAAGAAACUGUGCGAAUCAAAGCCAAGGACAAGUUUCAACAUGCCUGGAUUUUCGACGGAAAACUUACCUACUGUGAUAAGACUGGUUAUCAUUGGCUUGUUUAUGAUGAUGUAGAAAGCAUGACACCACGAACCCUCAGAAUAAGACCAAAAAGUUCAACAUGGAUGCCUCGGUAAGAUACAAGUGUAAAACAGUCGAGGAACAUGCUCGUUCUGCACAGCAUAUGGCAUCAAUCGAGACUGAACUUCUUAGUAGAGUUUCAACCGGAGAGAACAAGUCGGAGAAGAUGUCUAUUAUAACGCCUUCCUUUCUUUGCAUUGGACUGCUAAACAAGAGCUUCCCAACUGCAAGUUUACACGUCUUCUUCAACUUCUGGAAAAACUUAAUCUCCCAGAUAUCGAAUUAUUUCAACAUCGAUCGGCAGGCUCGGUACGUGAAAUGUUUCUUCUUCUUGGACAAACAAUUAAAGAGAAAAUCCUAGAACGGGUAACACAAGCAAACUGCUUUAGUAUGCUUUGUGAUGAAGUUUCGGACAUGUCCAACAAACAGCAGCUAGUAAGUUUCAUUCAAUUUGUAGACCGUGAUUCUGGCAAGCCAGAGAUCGACUUUUUAGCAGUGGACGAUGUGUUGGAAGACUUCAAUUCUGCCAAUGCGGAAGCAAUUAAAAGCAUGAUAAAGAAGCAAUUCGAAGCUGGAUAUUCACAGCCUGUCGGGUCUUGCAACAGAUGGCGCUAGUGUCAUGACAGGGAAGAGAAAUGGCGUUGCUGCUCUCCUACGUAGAGAGUCCAAAUUGCUUCUCAAUGUGCAUUGUAUAUGUCACUGUCUUGCUCUUGCAUGUGGAGAUGCAAAUGACCAUGUUCAGUACAUCCAAACAGUUGAAAAAAUUUUGGUACAGCUUUGGUCGUUUUUCAAGAACUCAGCCAAGAAAAGUGCAUCAUAUGCCAAAGCCACUAUUGAGGCAAAGUCAAUAUCAGUAUCUAAUGCAGGGAAGAAAGUUCUAGUUAAAAAGUUCAAGAAGGCUUGCAGAACACGAUGGCUAUCCACAGAAAGAGCGAUCAACGGAUUAUUCCAGGACUUCGUUCCUCUAACUCAAACCUUGAGAGCGUACAAAGAAGAGAAUGAUUGUACUGCGAUUGAAACCACUGAAAGCAGUGGCAAACAUCAAGUGUCUUUCCACCGUGUAUCUUCUCCAUGA
This is a messenger RNA of Paramuricea clavata, 2118 nucleotides long. Lineage: Eukaryota; Metazoa; Cnidaria; Anthozoa; Malacalcyonacea; Plexauridae. The record is from the annotation of a GenBank genome assembly.